Messenger RNA from Carlito syrichta (Philippine tarsier), 1344 nucleotides. It is a transcript of the gene PHAX, whose product is annotated as phosphorylated adaptor for RNA export. Lineage: Eukaryota; Metazoa; Chordata; Mammalia; Primates; Tarsiidae. The transcript is spliced from 5 exons. Gene Ontology annotation, cellular component: nucleus. The coding region runs from base 39 to 1226 and encodes 395 amino acids. Gene Ontology annotation, biological process: snRNA export from nucleus. The record is from RefSeq and is a predicted model, not a curated record.
AAGUGCUCUUCUGACCCGCCGCGCCGUGCCGCAGGAAGAUGGCGCUGGAAGCGGGAGACAUGGAAGACGGACAGCUUUCCGACUCGGAUGCCGAUAUGACGGUCGCACCCAGCGACAGGCCGCUGCAUGUACCGAAAGUACUUGGUGGGGACAGUGCUGUGAGGGCCUUCCAAAGUACCACAACAGCAUGUGUACCAGUAUCACAUUAUCGGACUGUUAAAAGUGUGGAUUCAAGUGAAGAGAGUUUUUCUGAUUCAGAUGAUGAUAGCUCUCUUUGGAAACGCAAGCGACAGAAAUGUUUUAAUCCUCCUCCCAAACCAGAGCCUUUUCAGUUUGACCAGAGCAGUCAGAAAGCAUCUGUUGCUGGAGGAAAGAAAGUUAACAACAUAUGGGGUGCUGUGCUGCAAGAACAGAAUCAAGAUGCAGUGGCCACUGAACUUGGUAUCUUGGGAAUGGAGGGCAAUAUUGACAAAAGCAGACAGUCUGAGACCUACAAUUAUUUGCUUGCUAAGAAACUUAAGAGAGAAUAUGAAGAGCACACAAAAGAAUUAGACAAGGAGCUAGAUGAAUAUAUGCAUAGUGGCAAAAAACCAGAAUCAAAGGAAGAGGAAAAUGGGCAAGGUCAUCUCAAAAGGAAACGACCUGUAAAAGACAGACUAGGAGGACACAGACUAGAAAUGAACUAUAAAGGCCGAUAUGAGAUCACAGAGGAAGAUUCUCAAGAGAAAGUGGCUGAUGAGAUUUCUUUCAGGUUACAGGAACCAAAGAAAGAUCUGAUAGCUCGAGUAGUGAGGAUUAUUGGGAACAAAAAGGCAAUUGAACUUCUGAUGGAAACUGCUGAAGUUGAACAAAAUGGUGGCCUCUUUAUAAUGAAUGGUAGUCGAAGAAGAACACCAGGUGGAGUCUUUCUGAAUCUCUUGAAGAACACUCCUAGCAUCAGCGAGGAACAAAUUAAGGAUAUUUUCUACAUUGAAAAUCAAAAGGAAUAUGAAAAUAAAAAAGCUGCUAGGAAGAGGAGAACACAAGUGUUGGGGAAGAAGAUGAAACAAGCUAUUAAAAGUCUAAAUUUUCAAGAAGAUGAUGAUACAUCACGAGAAACUUUUGCAAGUGACACAAAUGAGGCCCUGGCCUCUCUCGAUGAGUCACAGGAAGGACAUGGAGAAGCCAAGUUGGAUGCAGAGGAAGCCAUUGAAGUUGAUCAUUCUCACGACUUGGAUAUCUUUUAAUCCUUUAAGUACAUUUUGGACAUUUUGAGAAUAAACCUUUCUAAAAUAACAUCGUAAUAAAUCAUUUCUACUGAGAUUGUUACAUUUUACUUUGCACUGAUAAACAUGAGAAUCUGGA